GCCAUGCCAUGCCCUCCCGAUCUGCCACAUGUACCCACGGGCUUGGGUCGUGAACACUCCUCGUCCCUUCGCUUUUAUCGCGUGUGACACAUCUCGCCUCUGCGUCUCCAAGUAGGCAAUUCUUCACGCACUGCGCGCCUACAGUGUAUAACGUGCUCGACCCAUGCCGUUCAGCAUGCGUCCUCAAUUCUUCUCCCUCUUGUUGUCGCUGGUGACCUUCUCCUGGGCUGCCACGGUCACGUUCGACCUGGACAUUGGCUGGGUCACGGCCAAUCCAGAUGGACAGGCGGACAGGCCUGUCAUUGGUAUCAAUGGCCAAUGGCCCAUUUCUGUCCUCGAGGUCACUCUGGGUGACAGGGUCAUCGUCAAUGUCCUCAACUCGCUCGGCAACCAGUCCACAUCCUUACACUUUCACGGUUUGUUCAUGAAUGGCAGCACGCACAUGGACGGGCCUGUCCAAGUGUCGCAAUGCGCUAUCCCACCAGGCUCCCGCUUCACCUAUGACUUCGAGGUCAAUCAACCAGGCACGUACUGGUAUCAUUCUCAUAAUAAGGGACAGUACCCGGACGGCCUUAGGGGGCCAUUUAUUGUUCAUGAUCCCGAUGACCCCUACAAGGACCAGUAUGAUGAAGAGGUCGUCCUCUCCGUCUCGGAUUGGUACCAUGACCAGAUGCCUGAGUUGAUCUCCUUCUUCAUGAGCAGACGGAAUCCCAGCGGGGCCGAGCCGGUCCCCCAGGCCGCCCUGUUCAACGACACCCAGGACCUAUCCCUAGCUCUGCAACCGGGAAAGACAUACUUCAUCCGCAUGGUCAACAUUGGCGCCUUUGCCGGGCAGUAUGUGUGGUUUGAGGGCCACAACAUGACCAUUGUGGAGGUGGAUGGCGUCUACACCCACCCUUCUACAGCCGAGAUGAUAUAUCUGUCUGCCGCGCAGAGAUGCAGCUUCCUCCUCACCGCCAAGAAUGAGACGGACACAAACUACCCAUUUGUGGCAAGCAUGGACACGAGUCUUUUUGAUGCGUACCCAGAGGACCUGAACUACAAUGUUUCUGGGUGGCUCGUCUAUGACGACAAGAAGCCCCUUCCGAAGCCUGCCUUGGUCGAGUCCUUCGAUGCCGUGUUCGACGACAUGACCCUGGUUCCGUAUGACGACCAGCCUAUUCUAGGCGAGCCAGAUCAGACCGUGACCCUCAACACCAUCAUGGGCAACCUUGAUGACGGUGCCAACUACGCCUUCUUCAACAACAUCACCUACACCCACGCCAAAGUCCCAACCCUCUACACCGCCCUGACAGCCGGCGACCAAGCCACAGACCCCGCCGUCUACGGCACCUACACCCACUCUUUUGUUCUUGAAAAGGAUCAAAUCGUCGACAUCAUUGUUAACAACAUCGACCCCGGCCGCCACCCUUUCCAUCUACACGGGCACGACUUCCAAGCCCUGCACCGCUCCCAAGCGGAAGCCGGCCCCUUUGAGGACUCCAACGUCACAGCAGCCUCCUUCCCCGCCAUUCCCAUGCGACGAGACACCUUGGUCUUGUACCCGGAUGGAAACAUGGUUCUCCGCUUCAAGGCCAACAACGCUGGUGUCUGGCUGUUCCACUGCCACAUUGAGUGGCAUGUUGUGUCCGGGCUGGCCGCGACGUUUGUGGAGGCUCCGUUGGAGUUGCAAAAGACCAUUAAGCUUCCACAGGAACAUUUGGACAUUUGCGCGAGCCAGGGCAUUCCGACCGCGGGGAAUGCAGCGGGCAAUGAGGUGAAUUUGCUCAAUCUGGAUGGUCAGCCCUCGCCGCCGGAUCCGUUGCCAGCAGGUUUCACGACCCGAGGCAUUGUGGCUCUCGUGUUCAGCUGCCUGAGUGGUAUCCUGGGCGUUGCGGUUCUUGUCUGGUAUGGCUUGGCCGGAGGGGAAAAUGACCCCGGUCUCCAGUCGUUGGCUGCCAAGGUUGAUGCUACGCCAGAGAUACGGGCGAUGGGGGGUGACGGGGAAAGAACAGGAGAGCAUGGCGUCUCCUCUGGCGCAGACGCAGGAAUACGGCUGUGAGGCCUGUAGGGAGUACCAGUGAUGAGUUCUUUCGAGCAUGAUGCUUAAAUUUAAUGAGUCCAGAUUUCUGGCCUUGAACCUCUCUAUACAUGUUUGCCUUUGAAU
Messenger RNA from Emericellopsis atlantica, 2146 nucleotides. Its product is annotated as Cupredoxin. The coding region runs from base 164 to 2041 and encodes 625 amino acids. The transcript is spliced from 5 exons. Gene Ontology annotation, cellular component: high-affinity iron permease complex. Lineage: Eukaryota; Fungi; Ascomycota; Sordariomycetes; Hypocreales; Bionectriaceae. Gene Ontology annotation, molecular function: copper ion binding; ferroxidase activity. The record is from RefSeq and is a predicted model, not a curated record. Gene Ontology annotation, biological process: reductive iron assimilation; cellular response to iron ion starvation.